Molecule: messenger RNA, 1062 nt
Organism: Miscanthus lutarioriparius
Lineage: Eukaryota; Viridiplantae; Streptophyta; Magnoliopsida; Poales; Poaceae
Source: the annotation of a GenBank genome assembly
AUGACCGGCAGCGGGGAGGAGGCAACGGCGGCGGCGGUGGUGCAGAACAAGAAGGUGGUGCUGAGGAGGCACGUCAUCGGGUUCCCCACCGAAGACGACUUGGAGAUCACGGUGGACACUACCAAGCUGCGUGUGCCGGCGGGGCUGACCGCUGUGCUGAUCAAGAACCUCUACCUGUCCUGCGACCCAUGGAUGCGUUUCCGCAUGAGUAAACCCGAGGAUGGUGGCCUGCCGCCGGAGUUUGUCAUUGGAGAGGCCUUGCUCAAUUUCACUGUGGGCAAAGUGGUGGACUCAACGCACCCGGAGUUCAACGCUGGCGACCUCGUCUGGGGUAUGAGUGCAUGGGAGGAGUACACCCUCGUCACCCAGCCGGAGUCCCUUCACAAGAUCAAGCAUACCGAACUGCCGCCCUCCUACUACACGGGCGUUCUUGGCAUGCCCGGGCUCACUGCAUACGCCUGUUUUUUCGAGGUCGGGAAGCCGAAGAAGGGCGACUUCGUGUUCGUCUCGGCGGCGUCAGGCGCCGUCGGCCAGAUAGUCGGGCAGCUGGCAAAGAUCGCCGGCUGCUACGUGGUCGGCAGCGCCGGCUCCGACGAGAAGGUCAGCCUCCUGAAGACCAAGUUCGGCUUCGACGACGCCUUCAACUACAAGUCCGAGACCGACCUCGGCGCCGCGCUCAAGCGGUGCCUCCCCGGCGGCAUCGACAUCUACUUCGACAACGUCGGCGGCCCGACGCUGGACGCCGUGCUGCUGCAGAUGCGCCAUGGCGGCAGGGUCGCCGUCUGCGGGAUGAUCUCGCAGUACAAUUUGGUGGAGCCGUACGGCCUGCGCAACCUGUUCUGCAUCAUGCCCAAGGCCAUCAGGGUGGAGGGGUUCUACUUUACUUUCUACAUGCAUGUGUACCCGAGGUUCGAGGAGGAGAUGGCUGGCUACAUCAAGGACGGGAAGGUCACCGUCGUUGAGGACGUCGUGGAGGGCAUUGAUAGCGCACCGGCAGCUCUAAUCGGGUUGUUCUCGGGCAAAAAUGUAGGGAAGCAGUUGGUUGCCAUUGCAAGGGCAUGA